GUUCGAACUGUACUGGCCGUGAUAAAGAUGGCGAUAAUAAAUUAAGACAGAGUUUAAUGCAAAAAAUUCAUCAGUCACUUCCACGAGCGUCUUGCUCAGUGCUUGUUUUUUAUUUUUCUCUGAGUAUUUUUUUUAUUUUAUAAAAAAAAUGUAUUGUAGUGUAAGAGUAAAAACUUUUAUUACUCCGCGGAAAAAAUUGUUUUUAAAGCUAAAGUGUGAUUAUCACGAUAAAAAUAUUGUUUACGGCUGCAAACAAAAAAAAAUAAAACAUUUCGAAAUUUCGGAAAAUUCAUUAGCCGCUCGGAUUAAAUUUAGUAACUUUUAUAGAUUAGUUAAUGCAUAUAGAAAAUAUGGACACCAGCAAGCGAACAUUAAUCCGAUAGCGUUGACAAGGCCGUUGAGUUCAACGGAAUUAGAUCCCAAGAGAUACGGCCUUGACUUAAAUGAUACUGUGGGUUUCACCGGAAUAUUAAACACUAACAAAGUUGAGGGAACUGUUAGAGAAGCUGUUGAAUUUCUUAAUAAUAUUUAUUGUAAUUUCCUUGGUGCAGAGUUCAAUUACCUCGAGACUCAAGAAGAGCGAGAAUGGUUCGCCGAACAGAUGGAAAGCUCUGAGAACUUAACGCUAGAUGAUAAAACUCGUAAAAAAAUUCUUGAAGAAAUGCUAAAGAGCCAAGCAUUUGAUAAUUUUUUGGGCACCAAAUUUGUAACCUUCAAGCGGUUCAGCGGAGAAGGGUCUGAAUCUAUGAUGGCAUUCUUCCACGAAUUCUUCAGACUGACUGCUCAAAAUGACUUGGAAAAUAUAAUACUAGGGAUGCCUCAUCGCGGAAGGUUCAAUGUCUUGACAGGGAUGCUGAAGUUUCCUCCAGAACAGCUCUUCCGCAAGAUAAGGGGCUUCUCGGAGUUUCCGGAAGAUGCCGUUGCGAGCGGUGAUGUUGCAAGCCAUUUUGUGUCCUCUGUAGAUUUGGAUGUUGACGCUAAGAAGUUUCACAUCACGAUGUUGUACAAUCCUUCGCAUUUGGAGAUAGUUAACCCGGUUUCUAUGGGCAAGACUCGCGCAGUAAUGCAAGAGACUAAGGAAGGAGGAUAUUCCAGUAAUCCAAAUUCGCAGUGGAGUGACAAGACUCUCAAUCUUCAGGUUCACGGAGAUGCAGCAUACGCUGGUCAAGGAGUCAACCAAGAAAGCUUAGCUAUGACCUUAGUUCCUCAUUUCGAAAUUGGUGGGACUAUCCACAUGGUCGUGAACAAUCAAAUCGGAUUCACUACCCCUGUAUAUUGGGGCAGAUCCACUCGGUACUGCACCGAUCUAGCGAAAAUGAUCUCUGCACCAGUGUUACAUGUCAACGGUGAUCAUCCUGAAGACGUUGUCCGUGCGACGCGAAUUGCUUUUAACUAUCAACGUAAGUUCCGCAAAGAUGUCUUCGUUGACAUCAACUGCUUCAGGCGGUGGGGUCACAACGAAUUAGACGAGCCUAUGUUCACCAAUCCAUUGAUUUACAAACUGAUCAGAAGCCGAAGGAUGGUUCCAGAGCAAUAUAGAGAGACACUAGAGACACUUGGUGUUGUGGAAAAUGAAGAAUGUGACAAGAUCAUUGAGAAGCACACUUCUUGGCUGAAUGACGCGUUCAAGCAGACUGAUAACUUCGUGCCUCCAGUAACUUACUUCACUCAUAGAUGGGCUGGAUUCGAACAAGCCAAGUCGACAUUAACUAGCUGGGACACUGGAGUUAAUUCGGAUCUUUUGAAGUUCAUUAUUCGCAAAAGUGUCACUGUAGACGAUGAUGUGGAUGUAAAUGCAGGUCUGCAAAAAAGUCACAUACAAGCGAGGUUAUCAAAACUAGACAACAAUGAACCAUUAGACUGGUCAACAGCUGAGGCAGCAGCAUUUGGAAGCUUGUUGUACCAAGGGUACAAUGUUAGAAUUAGUGGUCAGGAUGUAGGCCGCGGUACGUUCUCGCACCGUCAUGCUAUGAUUCUUGAUCAAACUACAGGAGAAAUCCACAUUCCACUGAAUCAUAUGGCUGAAGGUCAAACUGGUCAGAUAGAACUAGCAAACAGCAUCCUAUCAGAGGAAGCAGUCUUAGGCUACGAGUAUGGCUUGAGCAUAACCUCACCUUCAACAUUAGCCAUAUGGGAAGCUCAAUUCGGUGAUUUCUUCAACGGCGCUCAAAUAGUGAUAGAUACCUACAUAAGCAGUGGUGAGACCAAGUGGAUGACUAGCAGUGGAUUGACGAUGCUGCUGCCUCACGGGUACGAUGGAGCUGGGCCGGAGCACAGUUCUUGCCGCAUAGAAAGGUUCUUGCAGUUGACAGACAGUAAGGAACACCUUCCUGAUGGCGACAACGUUAAUAUGCAGGUUGUUAACCCAACCACCCCGGCACAGUACUUCCACCUUCUUCGAAGACAGAUGAUCAGGAAUUUCAGAAAGCCGCUGGUAGUCGUUGCGCCCAAAGGCUUACUACGACUCAAAUCAGCGACCUCCGCGUUGGAAGAAAUGGGACCUGGGACCCAAUUUAAGAAUGUGAUUGCUGAUAACUUGGUCGAUCCGCCUAAGGUAGAGAGGGUUAUUCUAGUCAGUGGUAAGCAUUACUAUGCCUUGGAGAAGCAAAGAGAAGCAAUAGGUCUUCAGAAUGCAGCCAUUAUUAGAUUAGAAAGUCUCUGUCCUUUUCCAAUCGUCGAGAUCAAUGAAGAACUCAAGAAAUAUCGAAAUGCUAAGUACUUCAUUUGGAGCCAAGAAGAACCGCAAAAUAUGGGAGCUUGGAGCUUUGUUAAGCCAAGAUUUGAAAAUUUAUGUGGAAUUAAGCCUAAGUACUGUGGUCGCGAAGCUUUGGCAACGCCGGCGGUCGGAGUUGGCCAGAUACACCAGCGUGAAGCUACCGAAGUCAUUGUUAAGCCUUUUAUGAUAAGAUAAUAAAUUGUUACUUUUGUAAUACUUUGGAUGUAUUAUUGUACAAAUAAAUUAUUAUUAUUAAUUGAAAA
Molecule: messenger RNA, 2979 nt
Organism: Cotesia glomerata
Lineage: Eukaryota; Metazoa; Arthropoda; Insecta; Hymenoptera; Braconidae
Product: probable 2-oxoglutarate dehydrogenase E1 component DHKTD1 homolog, mitochondrial
Exons: 9
Coding region: 149-2911 (920 amino acids)
Biological process (GO): tricarboxylic acid cycle
Molecular function (GO): thiamine pyrophosphate binding; oxoglutarate dehydrogenase (succinyl-transferring) activity
Source: RefSeq, a predicted model, not a curated record